This is a messenger RNA of Culicoides brevitarsis, 1720 nucleotides long. Its product is annotated as paired box protein Pax-6-like. Gene Ontology annotation, molecular function: DNA-binding transcription factor activity, RNA polymerase II-specific; RNA polymerase II cis-regulatory region sequence-specific DNA binding. NCBI's taxonomy places the organism in Eukaryota, Metazoa, Arthropoda, Insecta, Diptera, Ceratopogonidae. The coding region runs from base 1 to 1602 and encodes 533 amino acids. The transcript is spliced from 6 exons. Gene Ontology annotation, biological process: anatomical structure development; regulation of transcription by RNA polymerase II. The record is from RefSeq and is a predicted model, not a curated record.
AUGUUGAUUGGAUCGUCUUUAGGAAGUGAAUUUACGCCAUUGUCUACAGCACCUUGGAGCAUGGAACCGCCUCCGAGGGGUCCAAUGACCGGUGGAAACUCACUUCCGCCGCCAUCGAGCAUGCAAUUAUCACCAACGGUUGGACUCUCACCUAAUCUCCCAUCUCCGGGCAGCGUACCAUCAUCCAAUUUUUUAGCAGCCGCCGCAGCAGGCAAUACACCAAAUGCACACACCUUAGGAGCUCUCGUAUCGCAGCACCGACUCCUCGAACUAUCGAGAUUUGGCUUGCGUGGUUAUGAUUUGGCGCAGCACAUGCUUAGUCAACAGGGCGCUGUCUCAAAAUUGUUAGGUACAUUAAGGCCUCCAGGUUUAAUUGGGGGAUCAAAACCAAAAGUAGCGACGCCAGCAGUUGUUUCCAAAAUUGAACAGUACAAACGUGAAAAUCCAACCAUUUUUGCAUGGGAAAUUCGGGAGAGGCUAAUAUCGGAAGGUGUUUGCACGAACGCAACUGCUCCCUCAGUUUCCUCCAUUAACCGAAUUUUGAGAAAUCGUGCGGCGGAAAGAGCUGCUGCGGAAUUCGCGAGAGCUGCUGGUUACGGAUUGUAUCCUCCGCCUCCUUAUGGAACGUUUCCAUGGCCCUCAGCAGCGGCGCAUUUAUGGCCUCAAGGGCCCGGAUUGCCCGGAAUGAACUCUUCAGGGUCGAGUUCAACGCCCGGCACUGUUGGUUCACCCGGAUCGGGAUCUCAUGAGACUCUUGGGUCGCCCGAAGCGAAUAGAAUGAUAGAUAUUGAAGGAGAAGAUUCUUCCAGUUUAGAUGGCGAUCAACCAAAGUUCCGACGCAAUCGCACGACUUUCAGUCCCGAACAACUCGAGGAGCUGGAAAAGGAGUUUGACAAAUCGCAUUAUCCGUGUGUCAGUACGCGCGAAAGAUUGGCAGCCCGUACCACGUUGAGCGAAGCACGUGUUCAGGUUUGGUUUUCCAACAGACGGGCGAAAUGGCGACGUCACCAACGCAUGAAUCUGCUAAAAAGGUCUUCGUCACCCAGCUCAAGGCACUCCAGCAGCACCAACAACAACAACAACACAUCGGCAGCGGGAACCGCUUUCACCCCUGGCUCCCCCGUACACCAAGCGCAAACUACGCAGCAACAGCAACAUCAGCAGCAGCAACAACAAAAACAAGCAGCAGCAGCCCAGCUCAGUCAAACGCUGCAAGCAACCCAACAAGCAAUAGCAGCAAGUCAAGCAGCCACAUUAGCCACAGUAUCAGCUCCAUUAUUAAUGGGCGGUGAACACAGUGCAUUCCGGAGUCUUGUACCGUCGUCGGCAGCUGCCCUCUUUGCGGCAUCCGCACAAUUAGGCCUUGCCCGAUCACUCGCGGCGGUAAGUAGAGCCAAUAAUUUGAAUAAUAACUCGCCCAGUCCGCAUCACAGCGACUCUGAUGAGGAAAUUAACGUGCACGACGACGACGAAUCCGACGUCGAAGUUGUACAUAAUAAUCACAAACGCGAAAAAUUGUCUCCGCAAAAGGAGAAAGACUUUGAAACGCGCUCCUCGUCACCGCUCCAACUCACAACGACGACCAAAUCCUCCCGCAAUUGAUACGAAACACGGAAAUAUUGAGCAAUUAAAUGAUAUUUAUAUGUGCAAUUUGUUUAAAAUUACAAUUUUUGCUCCUACUGCAUUACAAUCGACAAUUGAAGAAAAGAGAAAGACAAAA